Messenger RNA from Heterobasidion irregulare TC 32-1, 1125 nucleotides. RefSeq lists its product as uncharacterized. The record is from RefSeq and is a predicted model, not a curated record. The transcript is spliced from 5 exons. NCBI's taxonomy places the organism in Eukaryota, Fungi, Basidiomycota, Agaricomycetes, Russulales, Bondarzewiaceae. The coding region runs from base 1 to 1125 and encodes 374 amino acids.
AUGACCUCUGCGAUUCAAGAGAACGAGACUGACCCCUCUGCUGACAAGGCAGAUAUUGCCGCGCUCCUUCCCGCUUACGGCUCCUCCUCUGCAACGGCAUGGCUUGAACGUGAUCGUUACCGCGUCUGGCGGCCGCCUGUGUCGGCCCCCGUGCGCGAAUCUACCUUCACACCCGCUCAGGGCUAUUUUCGAGCAGAUCCGUAUAUCUUCGCAUGGGGCAACCCGUUGGUGUCUUCCCCCGCCGCGCUGGUACCCACCGUGGCAGCGUUUUGGACGUGGUGCAAGCAGCGAAAUCUUCGUCUCGUAUGGUGCUGCGUUGACGGCCACAUAGAGCGUGUUCUUGGUGCGUCCGGGAGCGAGUUUGGGUGGAGCACUGUCAGCUGCAUCUCAGAAGACAUCGUCGACCCGAAGGAGGUCGUCCACAUUGUCGAUGAUCCUGGAGGCGGUUCGACGGUGAAAGAUUUGAAGAAGAAUCUUAGAAGGUCAGAGAGGGAGAACGUCGUCGUGCGUGAGGUCAAGCAUGAAGAGUGGACCGAAGAACAGAAGCGAACCGUAGAAGAAGGGAUACAGGCUUGGAAAAAGUCACGUACGGGGAUACAAAUCGCCGCUACGUCAUUUCAACCGUGGAUCGACUUUGAACACCGCCGCUUCUGGGUCGCCGAGAAAGAUUCCGUGAUCGUCGGCAUUCUCAUCCUCUCUCCCGUUCGCCCCGCCUCAUAUCAGAUCAAGAACGCGGCUGGCUUCCCCAACGCGCCGCGCGGCACUGCAGAGCGGCUCAUUUACAGUGCCAUGCGCGACCUCCAAGAUGCGACGCACCUUGACCCUCGCGCACCUGAAAUCCAGGACCAGCAAUCGCCGAGCGAAGACGAUCGCGCACGUAUAACGGUUACGUUUGGUAUCUCCGCCGCGGACAAAUUGACGCCUGUGGGCAAUCUCUCCGGGUGGAAGGUCUCGUGGCUCGGCAAGGCCUAUGGCAAGGUCGUCGGCGCGACCGGGCUCGUGCGCCGAGGGAAUUUUAGAGAUAAAUUUCACGCGGAACAUAUGCCGAUGUAUGUGUGUUAUCCGACAGAGGACGGCUUCGGCCUUGACGGUAUCAACGCGCUCAUCAAGUGCCUGCGGCAGUAG